CAGCACAAAGCCUCCUGUAUUCCUCUGUACAUCACUGAUCCUCCACCUGAAGAUAAACCUGAGUCGUCCAUCAUGGCCUCCAGCAUGUCAGUGAGGAGUUUCUCCAUGAGCCGUCAACCUUCCUUCUCCAGUCGUUCUCUCAUGGACACCGGCCGUGCUCGCUCCAGAGCCUCUGUGUCUUUCGCCGCAGCCAGCCCGCUGAGUCGCUCAGCCUCCAUCAGCCAGGACCUCAACGGACCGACCAGCCUGCAGCUCAACGGUCUCCACGGCAACAGCGCUAAUGAGAAGGAAGCCAUGCAGAGCCUCAACAGCCGCCUGGCGAACUACCUGGACAAGGUGCGUUCACUGGAGCGCUCCAAUGCAGACCUGGAGAUGAAGAUCAAGCAGCUGAUGAUCGACCGCAUUCCUAAAGGUCACGACCUUGACUCCAUGAUGGCCCAAGCUCAUGCUGUUGAGCAAGAGGUGAGGAAGAAGACCUUGGAAAGUGCUCGUCUCAUGUUGGAGAUCGAUAACGCUAAACUGGCCGCUGAUGACUUCAGAAUCAAGUGGGAGACUGAGAUGGUGAUGUGUCAGUCUGUGGAGAGAGACUGUGUCGCUCUAAAGAAGGCAAAGACCGACCACGAGCAGAUCAUCGCCUCUCUGAGAGGAGACCUGGACAGCUUGAAAGAAGAACUUUACUUCCUCAAGAAAAACCACGAGGAGGAAUUGGAGCAGAUGAGGUCCCGUAUUGCUCGGGAUGAGGUGAAUGUGGAGGUGGACUCUGCCAGCGGACCUGAACUGGGAACCAUCCUGUCUGAUCUGCGCUCCCAGUAUGAGGGGAUUGUCAAGAAGAACAAGGAUCAAGCAGAGCAGUGGUACCUCAAGAAGCUGGAGACGGUGCAGAACGAGGUGAAGGAGAACAACGAGGCUCUGAGAGGAGCUCAAAGCGAUCUGGUAGAGAGGCAGCGCUUCCUGCAGAACCUGGAGGUGGAGCUGGAGAGUCUGCACAAACAGAUAGCAGCGCUGGAAGGGAACCUGGGUGAAGCGGGUCAGAAAUACUCCGGUGAGAUGGAUCGGCUGCAGACCACCUUGAGCCAGAUGGAGGAUGACCUCUCCCAGCUCAGGCUGGACAUGCAACGCACCAAGACCGACUAUGAGCAACUCCUCCGCAUCAAGCAGAACCUGGAGAUGGAGAUCGCCACCUACAGGCGUCUGCUGGAGGGAGAGGAAACAGUCAAGGAAGUUGCUCCCCCACCAAAAAAGGAGCCAGAUGUUCGCACCAGGAAGAUUGUGAAGGUAGUGACUCAGACAAUGGUCAACGGCAAAGUGGUGGAUGAAUCCAGCGAGGUGGAGCAGAUCGAGGAGACCAAGAAGUAAAUACACAAAGGAGGAAGUGAAUGCUGAAAAAAAAAAACAGAAAGUAGCUUCAGAUGAUACAUGGAUCAGCAGGUUGGGGGGGGUUGAAAAAAGACUAGUGUCAGAAUAUUACACAUAACUGUGGAGGCUUAUUUGGAGCAUCAUUUAUUCUUGUAUUGUUAUUUUGAACAGGGGAUUAAUGGGGGGCAUUGUUUGGCUAUGAGUUCUUUCUGUUCUGUUUUUAGAAAAAAUGUUUUCCCGCAGUUGACUUACAAGUUACAAUUUGAUAUAUUAGAGAAAUGUUACAUCCAGACUUUCUGCCCACCACUACUGUACUAUAGCUUAGCAUGCUUACAAUAGAGUUGUGUGUGUUUGUGUAUGUGUGGGUUUGUGUAUAAGCAACUAACUAGCCAUCUUCCAACUACUUAACUAAAAAAAUACUGUCGUUAAAGGAUAUUUAUUUCUUACUGUAAGUUUACAUUCAUUUACUUUAGUGAUACAUCCUUUAUGUCAUUUUACAAGAAUAUAAUUGUAUUUGCUGUUUUUGUGUUUUUAAU
Labrus bergylta (ballan wrasse) is the source of this 1892-nucleotide messenger RNA. RefSeq lists its product as uncharacterized. Gene Ontology annotation, molecular function: structural molecule activity. Gene Ontology annotation, cellular component: cytoskeleton. The record is from RefSeq and is a predicted model, not a curated record. Lineage: Eukaryota; Metazoa; Chordata; Actinopteri; Labriformes; Labridae.